Vanrija pseudolonga is the source of this 4530-nucleotide messenger RNA. RefSeq names its product Response regulator mcs4. Gene Ontology annotation, molecular function: histidine phosphotransfer kinase activity; phosphorelay sensor kinase activity. Lineage: Eukaryota; Fungi; Basidiomycota; Tremellomycetes; Trichosporonales; Trichosporonaceae. The transcript has 4 exons. Gene Ontology annotation, biological process: protein autophosphorylation; phosphorelay signal transduction system. Gene Ontology annotation, cellular component: plasma membrane. The record is from RefSeq and is a predicted model, not a curated record. The coding region runs from base 1 to 4530 and encodes 1509 amino acids.
AUGGUUCAUUACCAUUGUGGCCCCAUCCCGCGUCACGAAGUGCCCCCGACGACGGACGCGCAAUGGGAGCGCGCACUGCAGUUCUAUGGAGUCGACCGCCCGCGGUAUUAUCACCACCACUCGGCGACGUUUGAUACGGCGUCGGUGGGCCCCGAGCCCGUGAGCCCCAAGACGACGACGGCAGAGGGCGCCGAGGACGAGUUUGAGGAGCCCGAGGUGCUCGAGUGCGAGGCACCGCCCCCGUCGCGUCCGCUCAUCCACCAAGAGAGCCUGCACAACGAUCCCCUCCCUCCGCCCGCGUUCCAUCUCUACGAUGGCGAUGGGUCGGACAACCGCUCGGCCGACUGGCGCCAGCGCAUGAAUCGCCAUUUCAGCUGGAGUGACGACGUCCGCGUCCUCGGCGGUACGGCUGCCGACGGGGAGACGACGCCGGUGACAUCCCGCCCGCGGACGCCACAGACCUGGGCGUGGCCACCCGCCCCGCGCCCGGACGCGGCGGAUAUCGCUGGCGACGACGACCCGGACCAGGGCGACGACGACGAACCGACGCCGUGGGCCGCCGUCGACCUGAGCGUGCCCGCUGGCCACCCAUCCUUUAACGUGCCCCAUCGCACGUUUGAUCGCCAGUACCAGAUCAUCGACAGUGUCGGCCUGCCUCGGUACUGCAAGUCGGGCAACUGGGACAAGCAGUGCAUAGACUCUGAGCGACACCGUAUUCGCGACCACUACGAGCACCACGGUUGGCUGCCAGCUCCCGUGGCCAGCAUGCCCACCAGAUUGCGUCGCUCCCACGCCGUCCGCCGCCUCGGCCUCAGCGACGAAGAUGACAACGUCGAGCGAUACGCCGUUAUGGCAAAGUACAGCGAGCUGGCUAAAUUGGUCUUUAAUGUCGAAAGCGUUGUCGUUUCCAUCUUCCGAGGCGAGGAGGAGGUCGUGUUCAGGUCGGAAACAACCAACUCGGGCGAGAAGCCAAUGGUGUUGCCCAGCACUGAGGGGUUCUUGGGCCAUGUCGUCCUGCACCCCGAGGAGCAGGUAACCGUGGUGGCGGAUCUCACAAAGGACUGGCGCUACAAGCGCAAUCCUUCUUUGGUUGGCAAGACGCACAGGUUCCUUGCAGCUGCACCAUUGCGCUACCACCGCCCCGGCGGCGCCGACGCCGUCGACUUCGGCAUGCUAUGUGUGUUUGACGACAAGCCGCGCGACGAGUUCAGCACGCGCGAGCAGGGCAUCCUACUCCGACUCGCCAACAUGCUCGUGUUCCAGAUGGCUACCUUGCAAUCAGAGAUCAUGGCCAAGCGCUCCAGCGGAAUGUACGAGGCUAGCAUCAACUUCCUCCGCCGUUCGCUCGUGCCCGACCACCUCAAACCGAGCGGCCAGCAGGAGAAGCAGCCUCACCCCCACCUCGAGCGCUCGCCAUCAGACAUCGCCAGGGAUAAGAAAAAGUUGGCAGAAAAGGAGAAGAAGAGAACGGCCAAGAACCACCACAGGACAAGUAUCCACUCGACCCAUUCUCACAGGCCACGGCUACACCAUCGAGCCCAGUCGCACCACGUCACGGCCCAUCACUCGCCAUUACAUGGGCAAGGAGGAUCGCCAUCCGGCUCAGGUUCCUCGACACCAGUGAUAUCGCCCACGCCACCGGCCGCACCCAUCACAAAGUCGAGCCCCAGCGACACCAGGAGCGCCAAGCGGAAGGAUGUCGUGGCCGAGACUGCCAUGUUCAACGACGCGGCGACGACGCUUCGUGGCAUUCUCCAGGCGGACGCAGUGACCAUCCUCGACAUGCACGACCAUCAGCUGUUCAUUCGCAAGUCUGGUUCGCGCCACAGUGCGCCUCACCAGCGCCAGACAAAGGAGGCCAUUAUCGGCGACUUUUUGCAAGGCAAGGAGUGGCCGUCGAACGUGGAACCAGUGGUCAACUACGUGCCGAGGUCCUCGUCCCGAGGACUGCAUGUCCUCGGCAAAAGCGAGACUCCAGGGUUCGAGUGCGACUUUACGGCGACCACAGCACCCCAGACCAUUUCAAAGUUUGUCAAGACGUACCUCAUGACCCGCCACUUCUGGUGGGACCGCGAGGAUGAGAACGACGAGCUUGCCAAGGAAGUCAUGAUGCUUAUGCCCGGCAAGAGCCAGACGGUGCUCGCCACCGUAUUCAUGGGCUUUGACGGUACGCUGCGCUAUGCCACGUUUGCGUCGUGGGCGCGGGCGCCAACGGCGUUUGACGACACAAGUCGCCUGGCCCUGCCAUUCGUCUGGAUCGUGGGCGCCACGCUCAUAUCGGCGCUCGCCCUGCGGAGGGUUCGAACAAUUGAGCAGAGCCAGAUCUCAUACUCGAACCUGCAGGCACACGAGCUACGGACGCCACUACACCAGAUUCUGGCGAUAACCCAGCUACUGCGUUCCUCAAUGUCGGAUCUGGCCGAGGCGCCAAGCGUUGCGCCCAUCGACCCGAAUGCAGGAAGCUUGACUACCCUUCAGCAGAUCCGCGACCUGCUACCAUUCCUUGACGCCAUCGACACCUCGGGCAAGACACUACACGGUAUCGUGGACAACAUCCUGUCGUUCCUCGACCUCAAGGCCAAGGACACGCGAUUCGAGAGCUCUCAUUCGCCGUCCGCGGGCUUGCUCACCAGCCCGUCCGGCGCACCACAGCCCCUCAGCACAAUGUUCGAAGAAAUCAUUACCGAGGUGUACAACGAGGACCGACGCGGCCGCCGGGCAUCAGGUCAGCAGGUUGGACACAUUGAAACUGUUUUCGAAAUCAUCCCCGACCGCCUGGGUGAGCUCGUCACCGAGGACAGUGCCGGCGCAUUGCGCAAGGCGCUCAGCAAGAUCCUCUCCAACGCCUACCGCUAUAUCGAGAGCGAGGGCUGCGUCCAGAUUUACGUCGAUGACGUCAAGGGCUUCUUGCCGCCCGAGGGCUGCGAGGAUCUCGCGACGACGCGCCGCGUGGCUAUCACUGUGGUCGACAAUGGUCGUGGCAUGGCCGCAGAGUUUAUUCGCGAGAAGCUCGGCGAGCCUUGGGCAAAGGAGGACCUGUACGCCACCGGCUCGGGCCUGUCAGUGCACCUCGCCUACCGUAUCGUCGACCUCAUGGGCGGCCAGAUGGAGAUCACGUCGGCCUCUGGGCACGGCUGUACCGUGUCGAUCGAGGUGCCGCUCCCCGGCGUCAUCAUGGGCCCAGACACGCCCAGCAUGGAGAGUGCACUUGCCGCCGAGGGGUCCGUCGAGUCGCCUGGCCUCCUCUCUCAACCACCAGCACCGACGCGCAAGAUUGCGCUGGUUGGGUUCGACAAGCUGAGCGCCCACGCCAAGUGCUCAUACGACAAGCUGGGCGAGUCGCUCGAGCGAAGCUACAAGAAACUCGGGUGUGCCAUCGUGCCGGUGGAGGAGGCGGACGUUGUGAUUGCCGACGGCGCGUAUGAGGACGACCCAGAGGGCGCCGCGUUCCUCAAGGCGCUCAAGGCGCCAGAGCUCACCGUCUUCAUCUCCGAGGACAACGAGCAGUCUGUCGCAAGGCCGAAAGCCGAGCGCACUGCGAAUGGUACUGUCGUGCGCCGCCUUCUCAAGCCCAUCACCCUCGCACUCAUCAAGGAGACUCUCAAGGGCGUUCAGCCCAACUCCAUUCCCGUGACGCCGCUCGAUGACGCGGCCGUCGCCCGCCUCAAGCCACACUUUGACAGUGCGGCGCUCGCCAAACCUGCGUCUUGUGCCAUCCUGAGCAAGUUCACGUCCUUCAGCUGGAAGCCCAAGGGUGUUUGUGUCGAGGAGGCCGUCGCGUCGCUCUGCCUCGGCGACUACUUCUCUUCGCGCCAGCGAGUCACACGCGCGCCGUCUAACGGCUCGAGCGUGGCAGGCUCCACGUCGACCGACCACGUUCCCGACUCGCCGCUACUUGGCACGUCGGCAUCGCACUCGUCGCCGGUCACCACACCCUCAGAGGACGCGUACGAGCACCACACGGACACGAACCUCACCACGCCGUCCCUAGGCCCGGGGAGCACCACGCACAGCGAGGUGCUCGAGACGCCGCUCGCUCCGCCCGUCCUCCCGCCGCCGCCGGUCAAGGUGCUGGUGGUCGAGGACAAUGUCAUCAACCGCAAGAUCCUCGUCAAGAUUCUGUCGGCCAAGCUGCCACUGCUUGAGAUCAUCGAGGCAGAGGAUGGCCAGGCGGCCGUGGACAAGUUCAAGGAGUUCACGUCGCCCGCCAUUGUGCUCCUCGACAUCAACAUGCCCCGCAUGGACGGAUACGCCGCCGCGACAGAAAUGCGACUUAUCGAGAAGCGUCGCGCGGUUGUCAACGGCAAACUCGGCGCGCUGGGCAUCAACGACGGCGACAGUGGGGCAGCGACGCCCGCCAUCCGCUCCAAGAUCAUCGCGGUCACUGCGCUCGCCAGCGACGACGAGCGCCGCCGCGGCCUCGUCGAGUGCCAGAUGGACCAGUGGCUCACAAAGCCCUGCCCCAAGGCGACGCUCCAGGGAGUCGUGAUGGAGGCUCGGCAAGAGCUGCUCAAUCUCCUCGCGGCAUAA